GGCAGUGUUGUGGGGGCAUGUCUCCACACCAUGCACCCGCCUGGGUGACCUCCACAUAUAAACAGUGCCUCCCUGGCCCUCUGUAGGAGUCCUGAAAGAACAGCCUGCAGUCCAUCCCUGCAGGAGUCCCAGCUGAGGCCACAGGAGUUUAAGCCCACUCUGAACACGGAGCCUUUUUCCAGGUUCUCUCUCUCUCAUCCUGAUUCUUGCCGCUGGAAGCAGGACCUGGCAACCACUGAUCCACUUCUCAUCACUAGACUAUAGUUCUGCCUUUUCUAGAAGUCCACAUAAACAGAAUCAUACAGACACUGUCCUCUCCCUGUGGAUGGCAUGCUCACGGACCUGCUCCCGCAUUCUGGGGCUGAGCCUCGGGACUACAGCCCUGUUUGCUGCUGUCGCCAACACACUGCUCCUGUUUCCUAACUGGGAUGUGACCUACCUGUUGAGGGGCCUCAUUGGCAGGCAUGCCAUGCUGGGCUCUGGGCUCUGGGGAGGAGGCCUCAUGGUGCUCAUUGCAGCUACCCUCAUCUCCCUGAUGGGCUGGAGAUAUGGCUGCUUCAGUAAGAUUGGGCCCUGCCGUAGGAUGCUUACCGCUCUGUUGUCAAGUGGCCUGGCUUUGCUUGGAGCCUUCAUUUGCUUUAUCACUUCUGGAGUAGCCCUGAAAGAUGGUCCUUUUUGCAUGUUCGAUGUCUCACCCUUCAAUCAGACACAGGCUUGGGAACAUGGUUACCCAUUCAAAGACCUGCAUAACAGGAAUUAUUUGUAUGACCAUUCACUCUGGAACUCUGUCUGCCUGGAGCCUUCUAAAGCUGUCGUUUGGCACGUGUGCUUCUUCUCCACCCUUCUGUGCAUCAGCCUCCUCCAGAUUCUCCUGGUGGUCAUUCAUUUCAUCAACAGCUUCCUGGGCCUUUUCUGCAGCCUCUGUGAGAAGUGACAGCAUUAUUUUCAAUAGCCAAGACAUGGAAACAAUUUAAGUGUCUAUCAACAGGUGAAUGGAGGGCUUUCUUGGUGGCUCAGUGGUAAAGAAUCUGCUGGCAAAUGCAGGAGACACCAGUUUGACCCCUAGUCCUGGAAGAUCCCACAUGCCCAGGAGCAUCUAAGUUCAUCGGCACAACUAUUGAGCCUGUGCUCUAGAGCCUGGGAGCCCCAACUAUUGAGCCUAUGUGCUGCUACUACUGAAGCCCAGGUGCCCUGGAGUCCAUACUCUGCAAUAAGAGAAGGACCACAAUAAGAAGCCAGCACACUGCAAUUAAAGAGUAGCCUCCACUCAUCACAACUAGAGAAAAGCCCACACAGCAACAAAGACCCAGCACAACCAAAAAAAAGAAAAUAAAUAGAUGAAUGGAUAAAGAAGUUAUAGUACACACACGCAAUGGAAUAUUCUUCAGACAUAAAAAAAAAAGAAAUAUUGCCAUUUGUGACAACAUGGAUGGACCUAAGUGAAAUAAGUCACACAAAGACAGAGACCAUAUGAUCUCAUUUAUAUGUGGAAUUUUAAAACAAUAGCCACCAAACCAAGUUUAUAGAUACAGUGACAGACAAGUGGUUGCCAGACAUGGGGUUGGGGAGUGAGAGAAAUGGAUGAAGUGAGUCAAAAGGUACAAACUUCUAAUUAUAAAAUAGUUAAGUUAUGGGUAUGUAAUGUACAACAUGUGACUACUAAUAAUAUGUAUUGCAUAUUUAAAGUUGCUAAGAGAUCUUUAAAAAGUUUUUUGUAACUAAUAUAUGGUGCCAAUGUUAACUAGAAUUAUUGUGGUGAUCAUUUUGCAAUAUAUACAAAUAUCAAAUCAUUAUGUUGUACACUUGAAACAAACAUAAUGUCAUAUGUCAGUUCUAUAAAAAUGACAAUGUAGUAUAUUUCCAGAAUAAAAGCAUGAUUAAGCUUCAGAAAGUUUAUUCACCUAUAAUAAUAGAUUUAAGAAGGAAAAAAUCCUAAUGAUUUUCUUCAUAAAGUCUGAAAAGGCAUUUGAUAAAAUUCAACAUACAUUCUUUACAUCCCUUUUCUUUUCUUAAUUAAAAAAAAUAUUUAUUUGACUGCACUGAGUCUUAGCUACAACCUGAGGAUCUUUGUUGUAACAUGCAUAUUCUUAACUGCGGCAUGCGGGAUGCAGUUCACUGACCAGGGAUCAAACCCUGGCUCCCUGCAUUGGGAACACAGAGUCUUAACCACUGGACCAUCAUGGAAGCCCCUCAACAUACAUUCUUAAUAAAACUCAAGAAAAUGAGAAGACAGCUCCCUCUUUAUCAUAAUACAACAUAACUAUCUCAACUUAAAAGUCAGCCUCAUGCUUAAUGGAGGAAUACUAGAAGCAAUCUCACUAAAGUUCUUAAUAGAUGAUACUCACUAUCAUCAUUAUCAUUUAAUACAGUUCUUGAGGUAUUAGUCCAAGCAAGUAUUCAAAGGGCAAUUAACAGAUAUAAAAUAGGAAAGACGGUGAAGUUCUCAUUAUAUUUGGACAAUAUGAUUGCACAUCUAGAGCACUCAAAUUAUAU
Molecule: messenger RNA, 2493 nt
Organism: Dama dama (fallow deer)
Lineage: Eukaryota; Metazoa; Chordata; Mammalia; Artiodactyla; Cervidae
Gene: TM4SF19
Product: transmembrane 4 L six family member 19
Exons: 7
Coding region: 326-934 (202 amino acids)
Cellular component (GO): membrane
Source: RefSeq, a predicted model, not a curated record